Molecule: messenger RNA, 396 nt
Organism: Salvia hispanica
Lineage: Eukaryota; Viridiplantae; Streptophyta; Magnoliopsida; Lamiales; Lamiaceae
Source: RefSeq, a predicted model, not a curated record
AUGACUCAACAGCUCAAGAAAGGAGCUAAGGUCAAUUGGACACCGGAGUGUGAGGCAAGCUUCCAGUUGUUAAAAGAAAAGUUGACCACCGCACCAGUCCUAGCCGUGCCAGCACCAGGAAUAGGUUAUGUGGUGUACAUAGAUGCAUCAAAGAUUGGACUCGGGUGCGAGCUGAUCCUGAAUGACAAGGUGAUUGCAUAUGCAUCACGCCAAUUGAAGCCGCACGAGUUAAACUACCCAACAGAUGACUUGGAAUUGGCGAUAGUGAUGCAUCUGGAAGUAGUGAGAGCACCGGAGACGGUGGAAAGUAGGAUUGCCACCUUGGUGAUUGAACCGGACCUAAGGGCCAGAAUUGUUGAGGCUCAAAGGAGUGUAGAAAUAAAGUCAAACAAAUAG